Messenger RNA from Serinus canaria (Common canary), 9053 nucleotides. RefSeq names its product epiplakin 1 (gene EPPK1). Gene Ontology annotation, molecular function: structural molecule activity; keratin filament binding. The record is from RefSeq and is a predicted model, not a curated record. Gene Ontology annotation, cellular component: cytoplasm; membrane; cell junction. Lineage: Eukaryota; Metazoa; Chordata; Aves; Passeriformes; Fringillidae. Gene Ontology annotation, biological process: wound healing; intermediate filament bundle assembly.
UUUUAAACGCGCUCUGCUCCCGGGCAGGAAGCAGCGGCAAGGCGGUGGAACGCCGGGCACCUGCCAGGGGAGCCCGUGGUGUGAGCACCGUGCGCAGAGUCCUGGGAGCUGAGGAAGGCGUGCAGCAGCAGGAUGGAGAGCAAGCCAGCAGUGAAUGGCCAGGCUGUUCCUGGCUCUCCUGGGGAAGACGUGCCAGGCACAAACCACUUGUGCCAGGGCGUGAUGCCAUGCAAGCAGCAAAAGGCAGCUGGCAGGGAUGCGGGGCCGGAUGCUCCUGGGGAGCCCUCGGAGACAGCUGGCAGCAUUGCAGGCGUCUAUGUAGAGGCUUCCAAGAGGAUAAUGAGCUUUUAUGAGGCCACCAGAGAGCAUCUGCUGAGCCUGGAUUCGGCCCUGUGCCUCCUGGAGGCGCAGGCAGCCACGGGCUCCAUCUCCGACCCGCUGGGGAGCCGUCGUGUGCCCGUGGCAGAAGCCGUGAGGAUGGGGCUGGUGGGGCUGGAGCUGAAGGAGAGGCUGCUCUCGGCUGAGAGAGCUGCUACGGGCUUCCUGGACCCCUACACAGAAGAGAAAAUCUCCCUCUACCAGGCCAUCCAGAAGGAGCUGGUGGGGAGGGAGCAGGGUAUCCGCCUGCUCCAGGCCCAGCUGGCGACGGGAGGCGUCAUCGACCCGGCCACCGGCGGCCGGCUCCCGGCAGGUGUGGCCUGUGAGAGGGGGUACCUGGAUGAGGAGAUGAGCCAGCUGGCCUCCGACCCCGGCCAUGAGGACAGCAAGGUGUUCCUUGACCCCAGCACGACGGAGAAGGUCACUUACUCGGAGCUGAGGAGGAGGUGUGUCGUGGAUCCGGCCUCAGGCUUCCUCCUCUUGCCGCUGCAAAUCACGUUCCCGGGGCUGCGAGGGAGGGUGAGCAGCAGGGACCUGAUGGACUCUGGCAUCAUCAGCCCUGACGUGUUCCGAGGCCUCGAGGAGGGAAGAGUCUCAGCCCAGGAGCUGGCAGAGAACGACAUUGUUCAGCACUUCCUGCGUGGGACGAGGAGCGUGGCUGGCGUUGUCCUGCCUUCCGGGGAGAAGAAGAGCCUUUACCAGGCACUGAGGGAGCAUCUCCUGGUGCCCGGCGCUGCUCUCAUGCUCCUGCAAGUCCAGGCCUCCACCGGCAGCCUGGCAGACCCCCUGAAGAACAAAAGCUACUCCGUGGAUGAGGCUGUCAGGGUUGGUCUCGUUGGCCCAGAGCUUUACGAGAAGCUGUCUUCAGCUGAGAAAGCCAUCACUGGUUACAGGGACCCGUCCACCGGAGGAAUGCUCUCCCUGUUCCAAGCCAUCAGGAAGGGCUUUGUUCCCAGGGAUCACGGCCUUUGCCUCCUGGAGGCUCAGCUGGCCACGGGGGGUGUCAUCGCCCCAGGCAGGCACCUCCGUGUCCCCAUGGAGACAGCCUGCGAGUGGGGGUACCUGGACGAGGCCACCAGGCAGCUCCUGUCCAGCCCUCCUGAUGACACCAAGGGGUUCUUCGACCCCGGCUCCAAGGAGAAGCUGAGCUAUGCAGAGCUGCUCCAGCGCUGCGUCACCGACCCCAGCACGGGGCUCCUGCUGCUGCCGCUCCCUGGGGACGGCAGCCAAGGGUCCCAGGGGACACUCAGCUUCUUUGACCACGGGACCCAGACAGCUCUGGAAAACAUUGAGGUGCCCGUCGCCGUGGGGAAAUUCAAGGGCAAGUCGGUGUCUCUGUGGAAACUGCUCUUUUCUGAGUACAUCCAGGGCGAGCAAAGAGCCGCGCUGGCUCGGCAGUUCCUGGCCGGAACCCUCUCCCUGCAAGGGCUGGGAGAGGCCGUCAGAGCCGCCGUGGAGGAACAGGCUGCCACUGCCAACCUCACCUUCGAGGGCCUGAGGGAGCAGGUGACAGCUGACCAGCUCCUGAGCUCAGAAAUUAUCAACAAAGACUUGUUCAAGAAACUCAAGGAGGGAGAAACGUCGGCCAAAGAGGUGGUCGGCAUGGACACCGUCAGGAAGUACCUGCAGGGCACGGGGAGCAUCGGGGGGCUGCUGCUCCCCGACUCCCAGGAGAAGAUCAGCAUCUACCAGGCGAAGCGGAAGGGACUCCUCAGGCCGGGAACGUCUCUGAUUCUCCUGGAGGCACAGGCGGCCACGGGGUUCGUCAUCGACCCCGCUGCCAACAAGAGGUACUCCGUGGACGAGGCUUUGCGAGCGAACGUCAUCGGCCCGGACGUGUACGACAAGCUGCUGGCGGCGGAGAAAUCUGUCACUGGCUACCGAGAUCCUUACUCAGGGGCUAAGAUCUCCCUCUUCCAGGCCAUGCAGAAGGAGCUGAUCGUCAGGGACCAUGGCAUCCGCCUGCUGGAGGCCCAGAUCGCCACCGGCGGCAUCAUCGACCCUGUCAACAGCCACCGCAUCCCCGUGGAGGUGGCCUACAAGCGUGGCUACUUCGACAAGAAGAUGAAUUUAAUCCUCUCGGACCCCAGCGAUGACACCAAGGGCUUCUUCGACCCCAACACCCACGAGAACCUGACCUACCUGCAGCUGAAGGAGAAAUGCAUCACCGAGCCCUCCACGGGGCUCUGCCUCCUCCCUCUGAACAGCAGGAAGAGGCAGUUCGUGGACGAGGCCACCAGGCAGGUGUUCAGGAACUCCUGGCUGCCCGUCAGGUUCGGGCGCUUACGGGGGGAGAAGGUCUCCGUGUGGGACCUGCUGAACUCCGAGUACUUCAGCGAGGGGAGGCGCCGUGAGAUUUUCAACCACUUCCAGCUGAGGAAGAUCGGCCUGGAGCAAAUCCGGCUCAUGCUGGAGGAGGAGAUGAAGAAAUGGGCCCCCAUCAAGUUCCCGGCCAUGAGAGGCAAUGUCAGCGCCUACCACCUGAUGGAAACCGGUGUCAUCGACAGGGCCCUGUUGGAGCAGGUGCUGGAGGGGUCCGUCACCCCAGAACAAGUCCUGCACAUGGACUCUGUCAGGAAGUACCUCUACGGCUCGGGCAGCAUCGGGGGGAUUGUGCUCCAGCCAUCCAACCAGAGAAUGAGCAUUUACGAGGCCAUGAAGCAGAACAUCGUGGUGCCAGGAGUGGCCCUGCCCCUGCUGGAGGCCCAGGCUGCCACGGGCUUCAUUAUCGACCCCGUGAACAACCAGAAGCUCUGCGUGGACGAGGCCGUCAAGGAGGGAGUCAUUGGGCCAGAUGUCCACGAGAAGCUGCAGCAGGCGGAGGGGGCCGUGACGGGCUAUAAAGACCCUUUCACGGGCAAGAAGAUCCCCCUUUUCCAGGCCAUGAAGAAGGGCCUGAUCGCCGACAAGCAGGCCAUGCAGCUGAUGGAGGUGCAGAUGGCCACAGGAGGCAUCAUCGACCCGACGUGCGGCCACCACAUCCCCCUGGAGUCGGCCCAGCAGCGAGGCUGCCUGGAUGAGGACACCAGCAAGGCCCUCUCCAAGCCCAGCGAUGACCACAGAGUGUUCUGCCUCCCGGACAGCAAAGAGAGCGUGACCUACGCCGAGCUCAUCCAGCACUGCCAGAAGGACGACGUCUCCGGCUUCCACUUGCUGCCUCUGGCGCAGACAGCUGCUCCUGCCUACACCGACGAGCAAAUCCAACGGAUUUUCAAGGAAACCAUGGUGAAGGAAAAGGGAGUCUCCCUCUGGGAGCUCGUGCACUCGGGGUAUUUCACCGAGGAGCAGAGGAGCGACUUUGUGGAGAGGUUCCGCUCAGAGGAGCUGUCGCUGGAGCAGCUGGUGGCUCUGGUGCUCAGGCUGGUGGGGGAGAUGGAGAUGAAAGCCAAGACCCAGAUCUCCCUGGAAGGCCUGAGGGGCAGUGUCCCUGUGGUCUGGCUGCUGGACACGGGCAUCAUUUCCCAGAAGACGUUUGAAGAACUGGCUCAGGGCGUAAGAACUCCCCAGGAAGUGGCUGCAAUGGAGAGCGUAAAGAGGUACUUGAAGGGCACAGGCAGCAUUGCUGGGGUCUUCAUAGAGGCAUCCAAACAGAAGAUGAGCUUCUAUGACGCCAUGAAAAACAACCUCCUCCUCCCCGGAGCUGCUCUGAGGCUGCUCGAGGCUCAGGCAGCCACAGGGUACCUGACUGACCCUGCCACAAACCAGAGGCUCAGUGUGAGGGACGCCGUGAGGGCGGCCGUGGUUGGAGAGGAGCUGUCUGAGAAACUCCUUCUGGCUGAGAGGGCUGUGACAGGCUACACAGACCCCUACACCGGGGGCUCCAUCUCCCUGUGCCAAGCGCUCAGGAAGGAGCUCAUCCCCCUGGCAGAGGCCGUGCCCUUGCUGGAGGCCCAGCUGGCCACGGGAGGGGUGGUUGAUCCCAUCCACCACCUCCACCUGCCUCUCCAGGCUGCCUGCAGGUACGGCUUCUACGACGAGGACCUGAAGCAAACCCUCUCUCAGCUGGAUGACAGCACCAAGACCUUUUUUGACCCAAACACCAAGGAGAACGUGACCUACCAGCAGCUGAAGGACCGGUGCAUUCGCGAGGCCGAGUCGGGUCUGUGGCUCCUCCCUCUGUCAGAAAACGCCAUGUUCUGCGUGGACGAACAGACCAUGAAGGUGCUGAAAUCUGUGACAGUUUGUGUCAACGUGGGGCGGUUCAAAGGACAGACCGUGUCUGUCUGGGACCUCCUCAACUCCGAAUACUUCUCAGACAGCCAGAGAAGAGAGCUGGUGCAAAAGUACAAAGACCAGAAGGCUGAAGUGCUGCAGGAAAUCACAACAAUUAUCACCACAAUCAUCCAAGAGACUGAGGCACAGGGCAAGAAGUUCGCCUUCAAGGGCCUGAGGAAAAGAGUUUCCGCCAGUGACCUCUUCCAGUCCCAGCUGAUCGACAAAAAAACCCUCGAUGAGCUCAACCAGGGGAAGAAAACAGUCAAAGAAGUGACUGAGAUGGAGUCUGUGCGCAGGUACCUGGAGGGCAGUAAUUUCAUAGCAGGGGUCCUUAUCCAGCCAAGCAAUGAGAAGAUGAGCAUCUACCAGGCCAUGUGGAAGGGCAUCCUGAGGCCAGGGACCGCCCUGGUGCUGCUGGAGGCACAGGCAGCCACCGGCUACAUCAUCGACCCUGAGAAAAACAAGAAGUUUUCAGUGGAGGAAGCGUUGGAGGCGGGUCUGAUUGGGGGGGAGAUUUUUGAGAAGCUGCUCUCUGCAGAGAGAGCCGUGACGGGCUACACUGACCCCUACACCAAAGCCCCAAUGUCCCUGUUUGAGGCCAUGAACCAAGGGCUGAUCGUCAGCCACGGCAUCCGCCUGCUGGAGGCCCAGAUCGCCACCGGCGGCAUCAUCGACCCCGUGCACAGCCACCGCCUGCCCGUGGAGGUGGCCUACAAGCGUGGCUACUUCAACCAGGAGAUGAACCAGAUCCUCUCGGACCCCAGCGAUGACACCAAGGGCUUCUUCGACCCCAACACCCACGAGAACCUGACCUACCUGCAGCUGCUGGAGAGAUGUGUCCAGGACCCGGACACGGGGCUGUACAUGCUGCAGGUUGUAAAGGAGGGAGGGAAGUACUUCUACAUCGACGAGUCCACAAAGCAGGCAUUGCGCUCAAAGCUCCUUCAAGUGAAAGUUGGGAAGUUUAAGGACCAAACCGUUUCUGUCUGGGAAGUCCUCUGCUCCCACUACAUCUCGGAGCAGAAAAGGAAAGAGCUGGUGAUGCAGUACAAGAGCAAAAACCUAGCGCUGGAAGAGCUGAUAUCCCUCAUCUUGAAAAUCAUUGAGGACACAGAGCGAAGAGGAGAAGCCCUCAAGGUCAGAGGACUGCGGGGCGAGGUGUCGGUAUCCGAAUUGUUCAACUCUGAGAUAAUCGACAAGAAAACUCUGGAUCAGCUGCAGGACGGGAGCCUCCCGCUUGCCAGCCUCGCAAAGAGGGACACCAUCCAGAGGUACCUGGAUGGCACUGGGUGCAUCGCUGGGGUUCUCCUCCCGCUGAGGAAAGAGGUGAUGAGCAUCUACCAGGCGCUGAAGAAAGGCCUCCUCACAGAGCAAUGUGCCCUGGGGCUGCUGGAGGCACAGGCGGCCACCGGCUUCCUCCUCGACCCCCGGAACCACCAGAAGCUGUCGGUGGACGAGGCCGUGUCCUCUGGGCUGGUGGGCAGCGAGCUGCACGAGAAGCUGCUGUCGGCAGAGAAAGCCGUGACGGGAUACACAGACCCUCAAACGGGAAGAAAAAUAUCUCUCUUCCAGGCUGUGAGACAGAAGGUAAUAGUCAGGGACCACGGCAUCCGCCUGCUGGAGGCCCAGCUUGCCACCGGUGGCAUCGUUGACCCCUGGCACGGCCACCGCCUGCCCCUGGAGGUGGCGUACAAGCGCGGGCACCUGGACGAGGACAUGUUCCUGCUGCUUUCAGAUCCAGAUCACGGCAGCAAAGGCUUUAUAGACCCAAACACUCACGAGAAGAUCAGUUACAGCCAGCUCCUGCAGAGGUGCGCCGAAGACAGGGAGAGCGGCUCGUACCUGCUGCAGGUCCUGGAAAAGGAAGCUAAAGUUCGUGUCUCACUCCCUGCCCAGACACGCCAGUGCCCCGCAGGAGCAGGAUUCCUCCCCGAGACGAUGAGGAAGAUGAGUGGAUGCUCCCAGAACAGCGAGCGGCACAGCCCAGGGAGCGCCCACCUGUGCCCAGGUGAGCACAAAGAGACGGGCGGGGGCGGCGGCGGCAGCUUCAUCGCCGGAGUCUUCAUCCAGGCCAAGAAGAAGAAGCUGAGCAUCUACGAGGCCAUGGUGAGGGGGCUGCUGAGCCCGGGCACGGCCCUGGUGCUGCUGGAGGCACAGGCGGCCUCGGGGCUGCUCACCGACCCCGACAGCGCCGCGCGGCUCUCGGCGAGGGAGGCGCUGGCCCGGGGGCUCGUCGGCCACGACUUCUACGAGAAGCUGCUCUCGGCGGAGGGAGCCGUGACGGGCUACUCGGACCCCUACACGGGCGACAAGAUCUCCCUGUUCCAGGCCAUGAAACAGGAUCUCAUCGUCAGGGACCACGCCGUCCGCCUGCUGCAGGCCCAGAUCGCCACCGGCGGCAUCAUCGACCCCGUGCACAGCCACCGCCUGCCCGUGGAGGUGGCCUACAAGCGUGGCUACUUUGACCAGGAGAUGAAGCCAGAUCCUUUCCGACCCCGAGACGACACCAAAGAGGACCUCUUCGACCCCAACACCCACGAGAACCUGACCUACCUGCAGCUGCUGCGCCGCUGCGUGCCCGACCCGGACACGGGGCUGCUCAUGCUGCAGCUGAUGGACAAGGGCUCCGUGCUCUACCAGCUGAGCGAGGAUGCCCGCAAAGCCCUGCAGACCGCCCGCACCUCGCUGGCUCUGGGGCUCUUCCAGGGCCAGAGCGUCACCGUCUGGGAGCUCCUCUUCUCCCGCUACGUCCCCGAGCAGCAGAGAGAGGAGCUGCUGCGGAAAUACAAGGCGGGGGCAAUGACCAUUGCGGAGAUGAUCGAUGUCCUCACCGCCACCGUCACGGGGGCAGAAAGGGACAAUGGGGCUCUGGGCUCCUCCACAGCCAAGCCCGACAACGAGGCGAGGGCGUCACCCCCAGCUCAGGACACGCAGGGCCAGGAGCAACAGCUGAGGAAGUCCCUAAAGUCCCACAGGGUCCGUGUCGCUGCUGGGGAGUUCCGGGGCCAAAACGUUUCUGUGCUGGACCUGCUCUUCUCCAGAUACGUCCCUCAGGGCAAGCGGCAGGAGCUGCUGGAGCUGUACAGGGCAGGGAUACUGACCACGGAGCAGGUGGCCGCCGUGGUCACCACCAUCGUGAACCGGACGGAGGCCGCAAGCGCCGCGCGGGUGGCGAAGGCCAGGGGCCCUCGCAGGGCAGGGGCAGAAGCUGGGGAGGAUGGAGAGGAUUGCUCAGCACGCCUGGAUGAGGCCCUGAGGGCCACCACCAUCAGUGUGCCGGCUGGGGAGCUGCAGGGACAGCGGGUGUCCCUGUGGGACCUGAUCUUCUCCGACUACAUCCCCGAGGAGAAGCGGCAGGAGCUGCUGGAGCUGUACCGCGAAAGGUUGUUAACUCUGGAGCAGAUGACAACUGUUGUCAGCACUCUGAUUAGGAAAAAAGAAUCUGCAGGCAGGAAAUUGCACAUUACAGUCAAGAGUUCCAGCAAGGACCCCGUGACAGCAGCAGGAGAGGAGGGUGAGCACCCCCCCAAAGAGGAGCCCUGGAAAACCACCCUGAAAACCACCAUGGUCCACGUGGAGGCUGAGGAGUUCCGGGGCCACGAGGUCUCGCUGUGGGACCUGCUGCACUCCCACUACAUCCCCGAGGAGAACAGGAAGGAGCUGCUGGAGCUCUACGAGGCAGGUGAGCUGUCCCUGGAGCAGGUGAGGACCGUUGUCACCACCAUUGUCACCAGGAGAGCUGCAGGAGAGCCAGUAGAGCCAGCAGAGCCAGAGGCACCUGUGGGUGGUCCCGGGGCAGAGCCGGUGGCCACAAAGGCUGAACCCACCCCCGUGGAUGGGGAUCAGAGCUGGGAGGAGACCCUGAAGGCCACCAGAGCCGAGGUGUCAGUGGGGCAGUUCCAGGGCGGGCAGACCUCCCUGUGGGACCUGCUCUUCUCUGAUUACAUCCCCGAGGAGAAGCGGCAGGAGCUGCUGGAGCUGUACCGCGGCGGGACGCUGCCCAUCCAGCAGCUGCUCAGCACCACCAGCAGCCUGGCCAGCCACAGCCUGGAGCAGCACCUGAGGGCCCUCCCCGCGCACACCGUGGAUCUGCUGCGCUCCGAGGGCUCCUACAUCACCUUCGACCCGUGCCAGGAGCGCAGGGUGUCCGUGUGGGAGCUGCUCUCCUCCAAGCAGGUCUCCGAGUACAAGCGGGAGGCGUGUCUCGACUCCUACCCCUCGGGAGGGCUGACGGUGAACCGGAUCACCGUCACCACCACCAUCACCACCGGCCCCCGGCUGGAGCAGAGCCGCCCCCGGCACCACUGAGCGCGACCCGGGCACGGCGGGGUCCGGGGCCCGGGGGGGACUUUGCUCCUGACGCCCCUCCGCGUGUCCCCGCGGUGACAAACCAGCGUGUCCCCGCGGUGACAAACCAGCGUGUGGGGCAGGCUGGGCUCGGGUAAACUCCUGCUGGCUCA